AUGCUGACUGUGAAUUGUUUCUCGCUGUUUCUUUGGAUCCUGCUUGACGAAGGUCUAUUAACACCUCUGGAGUCAUUGUCACCAAAGAGUUCAGGGCGCCCAGGGAGCAACAACAUCAUUGAAUUGUCAGGAGAUGGAGCUCCUAUGCUUCAGCGUGUUCGACGUGGCUGGAUCUGGAACCAGUUCUUUGUACUGGAAGAAUACAUGGGGUCUGAACCUCAGUAUGUGGGAAAGCUGCACUCUGACCUGGACAAUGGAGAUGGUUCUGUAACAUACACUCUCUUAGGCCAAGGAGCUGGCUCGAUUUUCACCAUUGAUGAGAUAACAGGGGACAUUCAUGCAAUAAAGAGUCUGGAUCGUGAAGAAAAGUCUUUCUAUGUUCUACGCGCACAGGCUGUGGAUACAGAGACCAGAAGACCCGUGGAGCCCGAAUCUGAGUUUAUCAUUAAGGUUCAAGAUAUUAACGACAAUGAGCCAAGGUUUCUGGAUGGGCCUUAUGUUGCAAAGGUCCCGGAAAUGUCUCCUGCUGGUUCCUUUGUGCUUCAGAUAACAGCCACAGAUGCAGAUGAUCCUACCUAUGGCAACAGUGCAAGGGUGGUGUACAGUAUCCUGCAAGGACAGCCGUACUUUUCUGUGGAUCCCAAAACAGGCGUCAUCAGAACAGCUUUAGCCAACAUGGACAGGGAAGUCAAGGAAGAUUAUCAAGUCAUCAUCCAGGCCAAAGACAUGGGAGGACAAAUGGGAGGGUUAGCAAGCACAACAACGAUAAAUAUCACGCUCACUGACGUCAAUGACAAUCCACCCAGGUUUGCCAAAAAUAUCUUUCACCUAAAGGUUCCUGAAUCAACUCCCGUUGCUUCGCUAAUUGGUAGAAUAAAAGCCAAUGAUGCUGAUAUUGGAACGAAUGCUGACAUAGAUUACAGCAUUGUUCCUGGAGAUGGGCUGAAUGUGUUUGACAUUACAUCUGAUAAGGCCACGCAAGAAGGAGUUAUCAGCCUGAAAAAGCCACUGGACUAUGAAAAUAAAAAAUCAUACAUCUUCAAAGUAGAUGCUGUGGAUCCCCAUCCAGAUAAUCGCUUCCUGUCAAUGGGUCCUUUCAAAGACACGGCUACCAUUAAGAUUACCAUUCUCGAUGUGGAUGAACCUCCCAUUUUCAGCAGGUCCUCCUACAUAAUGGAUGUUUAUGAAGAUACCAACGUGGGCAGUAUUAUUGGAGCAGUAACUGCACAGGAUUCUGAUGUUAGCAACAGCCCUGUCAGGUACUCGAUUGAUGAGAGCAGUGACCAGGAGAGGUACUUCACCAUCGAUGAGAUUGAUGGAACUAUUGCUACCAAUGACAUUCUGGACAGAGAAGAUAUUUCCCAGUAUAACAUUUCUGUCCUAGCAACAAAAGUCAGCAACCCAGAGUUAGUCAGCAAAGUUCCUGUGACCAUUCAGGUUUUAGACGUCAAUGAAUAUGCACCGGAAUUCUCAGUGCCUUAUGAGACCAUGAUGUGUGAAAAUGCCAAGACUGGUCAGGUAAUUAUGACAAUCAGCGCUGAGGACAAAGACUUACCAGCCACAGCCCCACAAUUUCACUUCAGGCUGUCACCCGAGGAUGAUGCAAACCCAAACUUCACUAUUCAAGACAACGGAAACAAUACAGCUGGAAUCUUAUCUAAGAAGAAUGGCUACAGUCGCAGGCAAUUGGAGCUCUAUUUCCUUCCGGUUGUGAUCUCAGACAGUGGUUACCCUACACAAAGCAGCACAAAUACUUUAACAAUACGAGUCUGCGGAUGUGAUGUAGAUGGCACAAUCUUAUCCUGUAACGUAGAAGCAAUCUUUCUGCCAGUGGGUUUAAGCACGGAGGCACUGAUAGCAAUCUUGCUUUGCAUUAUUAUACUUCUUGUUAUUGUAGUGCUGUUUGUGGCUUUAAGAAGGCAAAGGAAGAAAGAAAUCUGCAUGACUUCAAAGGAGGAUAUCAGAGAUAAUGUAAUCAGUUACGAUGAUGAAGGAGGUGGAGAGGAGGACACCCAAGCUUUUGACAUUAGCACACUAAGGAAACCUGACUUAAUUGAAGAUGUACAGCUACGCAGAGAUGUAAAGCCAGAGACCCACCAUCCACAUCGUCAGACCAUAUUAGUGCAAAACAACACAAACAUCAGAGACUUCAUUGACCAGCGAUUGCGAGAGAACGAUGCAGAUCCCAGUGCACCUCCUUAUGAUUCACUGGUUACGUAUGCUUAUGAAGGGAAUUGCUCAUUAGCUGAGUCACUCAGCUCUUUGGAAUCAGUUAAUGCAGAUGCGGAUCAAGAUUAUGAUUAUCUCACCAGCUGGGGACCCCGGUUUAAAAUACUGGCAGACCUUUAUGGAGCAGAGAAAACCAACAGUCGAUAA
Pristis pectinata (smalltooth sawfish) is the source of this 2376-nucleotide messenger RNA. RefSeq names its product cadherin-12-like. Gene Ontology annotation, molecular function: cadherin binding; calcium ion binding. The transcript is spliced from 11 exons. NCBI's taxonomy places the organism in Eukaryota, Metazoa, Chordata, Chondrichthyes, Rhinopristiformes, Pristidae. Bases 1 to 2376 code for a protein of 791 amino acids. Gene Ontology annotation, cellular component: adherens junction; catenin complex; plasma membrane. The record is from RefSeq and is a predicted model, not a curated record. Gene Ontology annotation, biological process: calcium-dependent cell-cell adhesion; homophilic cell-cell adhesion; multicellular organism development.